AUGGGGGAUGGAGGACCUCCGCGCCUUCCUGACCAGUUGCAAGUGCUGCUGGUGUACAUCACCGUGGAAGCCUACGGCCUACACCAUAAACAGCAGCAGCCGACACAAGCCGGAUACAGGGGCGCCGGUUUCGGUGGCUACGCUGCUGCGGGGACACCUUACGGAGGAUACGAUGACUGUACCUCUCCACCUCAGCCGUACAGCUUCGGCUACGACAACGUGGACGAGUACGGAAACCGACAGUUCCGCAGCGAGCGAGGUGACUCCAACAACGCCAAGACUGGCUCGUACGGCUACCGUGACGUCAACGGCCUCUACCGUCGGGUAAAUUACGUGGCCGAUGCGAACGGCUUCCGUGCCACCGUGGACACCAACGAGCCCGGCACCGCCCCUGGUGCCAGCGCCGACGCGGUCUUCAACGCUGCGCCAGUCAUCCCUGCGGUUCCCUCGGGUGGUCGACAGAUUGGUGCCUCUGGAGCCUAUGUCGCUGGGGCGGCGGGGCCUUACAACGCUGGUGGCUACAGCGGUUACGGCGCAUACGGAUACAACCCCUACGGAGGCGCUGCUGGAGGCUACGGAUACACCCCGUACGGACGUCAGGGUUACGUUGGCAGUAGCCCAGCACUCGGCGGAUACGCUUACGGCGGCCAAUCACCUUACGGCUACGGUGCCGCCGGCUACGCAGCGGGCAACUCGCAGGGUUUCUACGGCAGCCCAGCUGGAUACGGAAGUUGGCCUUCCGCUCACCGCGGAUACCGCCGCCGUCGUUAA
Molecule: messenger RNA, 771 nt
Organism: Dermacentor albipictus
Lineage: Eukaryota; Metazoa; Arthropoda; Arachnida; Ixodida; Ixodidae
Source: RefSeq, a predicted model, not a curated record